Molecule: messenger RNA, 1716 nt
Organism: Ectocarpus siliculosus
Lineage: Eukaryota; Phaeophyceae; Ectocarpales; Ectocarpaceae
Source: the annotation of a GenBank genome assembly
AUGAAAGGGCUGUUGAAACAGUUCAAGAACAAUGUCCGUUUCCCGACGAAGGACGGCGGCGGCGGCGGCAGCGAUAGCACCAAGGGCGGCACCGGCGGCAGCACCAGCACCAGCACCGCCACGGGUAACGGCAGACCAGGCGGCAACGGCGCCGCCUGGGGGGCAGAUCCUCCCCCAGGGGGCGCCGGGGACGCUAACGGAGGCGGCGGGGGGGUGCGAGUGGGGGGUGCGGGGCAAUUGGAGGCGCUUUCCGGGGGCGGGGGGGCGGGGGCGGCCGGCGGGGGCGGAGGAAUGCCACCACCACCUCCGAAGGGGACGGCGGGGAUGAAGGGGCCUGUGGGGGCGCAGCUGCAGGGAGGCAUCGUCGCCCCUUCUUCCAGCACGCCGACGCUCAUCAACGGUGUGGAGGACACUCCGGUAGCCGACCCGGAGUUGCCGAGACGCGCGUCCACCGCUUUGAGUCGAAGAUCGACAUCCUUCGAAUCCAGCCGCUCGAGCGACAUCGCGUUCAUCCGAUCAGAGUUCAUGAAGGAGCUACCUCUCCUCAGGGACACAUCACAGCACCAGCGAGAGGCGUUGUUCCAGCAGAAGCUCAAAUUGUGCACGGUCGUGUUUGACAUGACGGACCCGAUGGAGAACUCGAGGGAUAAGGAGGUGAAGAGGUGCACGCUGUUGGAGCUAGUGGAGUACAUCAACUCGACGCACGGGCAACAGCCUGACGACUGCGAUCCGGACAAAGACGAGCCUUUGCUCGAGGAGGCCUGGCCGCACUUGCAGGUGGUGUAUGAGUUUUUAGUCCGGUUUGUCGUGUCGUCGGAGGUGGACGCGAAGCAGGCCAAGCAGUACGUGGACCAGGCCAUGUGCUUGCAGCUCGUCGAUCUCUUCGACAGUGAGGACCCUCGGGAGCGAGACUACCUCAAGACGAUUCUCCACAGGGUGUACGGGAAGUUCAUGAUGCACCGAGCGUUUAUCCGGCGAGCUGUGGGGAAUGCGUUCCUCAGGUUCGUGUAUGAGUGCCCUAGACACAAUGGCAUCGGGGAGUUGCUGGAGAUCCUGGGGAGCAUCGUGAACGGUUUUGCGACGCCGUUGAAGAAGGAACACGUGGACUUCUUGCAGGUCUGCCUGCUGCCGCUGCACACGCCGACCAUGGUCAACAUCUACCACCAGCAGCUGAGCUACUGCGUCGUGCAGUACGUGGAGAAGGAGGCGGACACGGCAACACAUAUCCUCAAAAGCCUGAUUCGGUUCUGGCCGUGGCGAAGCUCGAGCAAGCAAGUGAUUUUCAUUAACGAGCUGGAGGAGGUGCUGGAGUUGCUGGCGGGACCGGACCAGAUAGCUGAGGUGGAGGACCAGCUCUUCAACCUGCUGGCGCGCCUGAUCUCCAGCGAGCACUUCCAGGUGGCGGAACGCGCGCUGUUCCUGUGGAACAACGAGCACCUCGUCACGGCCGGGGUCCUCUCGAUGCAGUACCCGAGCCCGCUUCUGCCGGUCAUCUACGGCCCCCUUCGGGAGCGCUCGACCCGCCACUGGAACACCACUGUGGAAGGGCUGGCCCACAACGUGCUAAGAAUGUACAACGACCAAGACGCUGCGGCAUUUGAAAGAUGUCAUCAGCAGCACGUAGCGGAGGAGGAAGAGAGGGGCCGGCGGCGGGCGAAGGCUGACGCACACUGGGCGUUGCUCGAAGAGUUGGCCCAGCUGAAGGCCGGAGAGUAG